AACAAAAUCCACCUCACGCUUAACCCCAUUCUUCAUUUCCUCUCUCUGUCCACUUGUGUCCGUAAAAGUUUCUUCAUAAAACACACACUCCAAAUGGCUAGCAAACACAGAAAACUCUUCCCUGAUGAAACAGCAACCACAAACCAAACCCAAGAUUGCUACGGCUUUUGUGACCCAGCAUGCCCUUACAAUUGUUACAAUAACCCUGAUUACUUUUUCUCUCCUCCACCACCGCCACCACCUUCUAUUUCACAUUCAAGCCAAGUUAACCAUAUAUCUUCCUACUUUAUCAUUCUUGUUACACUAUUCACGGUCAUUUUUGUUGUGGUUGGUUUCUACGUGAUCAAGGUGAAGUGCUAUGCUACAUGGUGCGGCUGGCGAUUCAGCGGUUCCGUUCCCUCUUCAGACACCACCACUGAGGAGUUUCUCAAUGAGAACCAAGUUGACCACCCCGUGUGGCUCAUUGCCACUGUGGGGUUGCAACAAUCGAUCAUCAACUCCAUCACGGUUUGCAAGUACAAGAAGAAUGAAGGGUUGGUUGAAGGAACCGAGUGUUCGGUGUGUUUGAACGAGUUUCAAGAAGAGGAGACAUUACGACUCUUGCCAAAGUGCAACCAUGCUUUUCACGUUCCUUGUAUUGACACUUGGUUGAGAUCACACACAAAUUGCCCUCUUUGUCGUGCCGGUAUUGUUUCUAAUAGUGUCAAUUCUGAAGCACCAACACCCGUGUCGAAUUCGGAGCAAGAAAAUGCAAAUUUGGGGAGGAAUCAAGAUACCCUUUUGGACAAUUCACGGAUUAAUGAAGGUGGGUUAAGCAGCAACAUGGUUGCUGGGGAAUCAAGUGAAGCAAUAGAUGAAUCAAAUUCUAAGGAUCGGGUAAAUGAUGAAACUCAGAACAAUGGGGUUCUGAUGAAUAUUGAGAUUCAAACAGAGAUGGGGUCUGUUUCAACUACAGAAUGUGAAAGUCAUCGUGUUGUUGAUGAUCAUAAACAUGAUGAUGACACAAUGUUGCACACGGAUAAUCUAGGGAAGCAAGAUCAAGAUGGUGAUUACUACUACUCAAAAACGUGUAGAACAGUGCGUCGUUCCUCUAUUGAAGAGUGUUUGCAUUUAAGCCCAGUAUCUAUGAAAAGGUCAUUCUCCUCUUGCAAUGGAAGGACUCUGACUUCGAGAGAAUUUUGAGGGCACCCUAGGUUGGAGUUUGAACAUUGACAAUGGUAUAAACAGCAAAUUGUGAAAGAGAAAAGAGGUCAAUUUUAAUGAAGAAUAAAAUGUAAAAUUGUAAUUGAAGUUUUACCAAGUGCUCGGGCAUUGAAAAUAACUCUGGUGUAUCAUGUAUGCAAUUGUAUCACACAUCACAAUGCCCAGUGUUGCACUGCAGAACAGGUUUGCUCCCACAAAAGGGAAUAAGGUACAUUAAAUGCUCUAUUUUUUGCUUCUACAUUGGUGUAUUCUUAAAAUAUAUAUAUAUAUAUAUAUAUAUAUAUUUAUAUUGGAGGUUCAUAACUUGAAUGCGAGAUUUUCGAUUCUAUACUUUCAAUUAUUCUUCCCCCACAAUGAUAUUGUGGUCUGAUAAACUAUCAUGGUCCUCCAUAAGAAGCUGAAUAUGCUACAACACAACCAGCUCAAGCUGUAACUGAAGUGGGUCAAAACAAAUUUGUAUUGAUAAUGUUGUCCUUGAUCUGUGAUUUCUGUAUAUGUGCAGAUCAUAUGAACCAAUCAAAGUUUUAAAUAGUAACUGUGGUAGUGAGAAAUUAA
This is a messenger RNA of Glycine soja, 1758 nucleotides long. Its product is annotated as RING-H2 finger protein ATL54-like. Lineage: Eukaryota; Viridiplantae; Streptophyta; Magnoliopsida; Fabales; Fabaceae. Gene Ontology annotation, biological process: protein ubiquitination. The transcript has 2 exons. Gene Ontology annotation, molecular function: transferase activity. Bases 94 to 1182 code for a protein of 362 amino acids. The record is from RefSeq and is a predicted model, not a curated record.